AUCUUCUCCUAAUUAGAAUCCAAUCUAACCGUUUACCAACUAGAUGCCUUUAUCUUUCUAUAUAAAGGCCUAGACUUCUUCUUAUUUCAAUUUUUCGUUCAAUCUCGAUACUUGAAAGCUCGUUUGUGACAGAAGCCUUUUAAAGGAAUUUGAAGAAUUGUCUUUCGUUGUGAAAUGGCUCGUACGAAGCAAACGGCUCGUAAAUCAACUGGUGGGAAGGCUCCCAGGAAGCAGCUUGCCACAAAGGCGGCUAGGAAAUCUGCUCCAACAACUGGUGGUGUGAAGAAGCCCCAUCGUUAUCGUCCUGGAACAGUGGCUCUCCGUGAAAUUCGCAAGUACCAGAAGAGCACUGAGCUUUUGAUACGCAAGUUACCCUUUCAGCGACUUGUUCGUGAAAUCGCACAGGAUUUCAAGACGGACUUGAGGUUCCAGAGUCACGCGGUUCUUGCACUUCAGGAGGCAGCGGAGGCCUAUCUGGUGGGUCUGUUUGAGGACACCAAUCUCUGCGCCAUUCAUGCUAAGAGGGUUACAAUUAUGCCCAAGGAUAUUCAGCUGGCUAGGCGGAUUCGCGGGGAACGUGCUUAAUUGAAUUUUAGUAUGUGUGUUUGUUAGAUUUCAUGGUAAUUAGUUAGUUACUAUAUUUUGCCAUUGGCCUUUUUCUGUAAAGAAUAUUUGAGUUUGAUAAACAACUGUGUAAAACCCAAACCAUCUGUUUUAUUUGAUUUUGUUAGAAUUUUAUGGGAUGUUUACAUUUAGUUUGCUAUUAAGUAAUUUGACAUUUGUAUGAUACCAGUAUUGGAAAUUAA
Molecule: messenger RNA, 806 nt
Organism: Jatropha curcas
Lineage: Eukaryota; Viridiplantae; Streptophyta; Magnoliopsida; Malpighiales; Euphorbiaceae
Product: histone H3.3
Cellular component (GO): nucleosome
Molecular function (GO): protein heterodimerization activity; structural constituent of chromatin; DNA binding
Source: RefSeq, a predicted model, not a curated record